UCUAUUGCUCCAUGUUUCCCCUGGUUCUCCUUAUCCUCCCACUGUUACCACCAACACCAAAACUCUAUAUAAAUGCUAACAACCCCGGUAUUAUCAUCAUUCUCAGCUCAACACAACAAUCACUUCUUGGUUACUACUCAAAAGGACUUUUUGCAAGUUCAAUCUCCACAAAUUUUCAAAAGAAGAAGAAAAAUCUAUAUAUAUCAGACAUGGGUUCAACAAGCAAAGCUUCAUGGAUGGUGGCAGUUAGUGUCGGUGCAGUGGAAGCACUCAAGGACCAAGGUAUUUGCAGAUGGAACUCUACCUUCAGGUCUCUUCACCAACGUGCCAAGAACAACAUGGGAUCUUUUUCUCAAACCAGAAGGAUGUCUUCUUCUUCUUCUUCUUCUUCUUCUUUAGAGACAAGGAAAAUUGAAGAAGUUGAGCAUAGGGCAAAGCAAUCAGAGGAAUCUCUCAGAAAAGUCAUGUACUUAAGCUCUUGGGGGCCCUAUUAGCAACCCAUCCUCUACUAAGUUUUUUUAAAGAAUGUUUUUAUUCCAAGAUGUUAAAUUUGGAA
Messenger RNA from Dioscorea cayenensis subsp. rotundata (Guinea yam), 556 nucleotides. RefSeq lists its product as uncharacterized. NCBI's taxonomy places the organism in Eukaryota, Viridiplantae, Streptophyta, Magnoliopsida, Dioscoreales, Dioscoreaceae. The transcript has a single exon. Bases 12 to 494 code for a protein of 160 amino acids. The record is from RefSeq and is a predicted model, not a curated record.